GGGAGGCGGAGUCAAGUGCUGAACGCAGAAUAAAACCACUGCAGCCCGCGAGCAGACCUCAGUGUGAGGAGAAUCAUGGACGUAAACUAAACAGAAAGUUACCAUGAUAAAAGUUAGGCAUUUCUUUCAAAUUACAGCAACAACACCCGUUUCCCUUGUAAAUCAACAACCUUUUCCCCCCAGGGUCUGAGGUUUGCUUAAGUUUACAAGGCAUCGCUCUUUCAACACUAACUACAGUUACACUCUGACAGAAAGAAUGCGCGAGACAGUUAGCAUUAGCCGGCUAGCAGCGUGCUGACAGCAGCGACAGGAGGCGAACAAAAGAUUGCUCUGCAUUUGUCCGCUUGCAUUGACACUCGGUCCAUGUAGAAGGGGCGAUUAUCAACACAAUGCCCGUGUUACUUUUUCUGAUAGACACGUCCGCCUCCAUGAACCAGCGCUCCCAUCUGGGCACUAGCUAUCUGGACAUAGCGAAGGGCGCAGUUGAGACUUUCCUGAAGCUGAGGAGCAGAGAUCCGGCCAGCAGGGGAGACAGAUACAUGUUAGUGAGUUUUGAGGAAGCACCGGCUGGAAUUAAGGCUGGAUGGAAGGACAGUCAUGCCACUUUUAUGACCGAGCUGAGGAACCUGCAAGCAGUUGGAUUGACAUCGAUCGGCCAGUCUUUAAGGACCGCUUUUGAUUUGCUCAAUCUCAAUAGAUUAGUUUCGGGGAUAGACAACUAUGGACAGGGUAGAAACCCUUUUUUCUUGGAGCCUGCUAUCAUUUUGGCCAUAACUGAUGGCAGUAAACUGACCGGCAGUUCUGGGGUGCAAGAUGAGUUACAUUUACCCUUGACAACACCAUUGCCUGGCAGUGAGCUGACCAAAGAGCCUUUCAGAUGGGACCAGCGACUCUUCUCUUUAGUGCUCCGCAUUCCAGGCCACGCCUCUUCUGAUCCUGAACCAAUGGGUGGAGUUCCACUUGACUCCUCCCCUAUUACGCCCAUGUGUGAGGUCACUGGAGGCCGCUCGUACAGCGUGUUUUCCCAGAGAAUGCUGAACCAGUGUCUGGAGUCUCUGGUGCAGAAGAUCCAGAGUGGUGUGGUCAUCAAUUUUGAGAAGACUGGACCUGAUCCUCCACCUACUGAAGAUGGUCCAACAGAGAUAAAGUAUGGACCUCAAUCAUGGCACAGCUGUCAUAAGUUGAUCUAUGUUAGACCCAACCCUAAAACUGGUGUUCCUGUUGGCCAUUGGCCUAUCCCGGAGUCCUUUUGGCCUGACCAGAACUCUCCUACUUUGCCUCCACGUGCAGCUCACCCACAAGUAAAGUUUUCAUGUGUGGAUUCAGAGCCCAUGGUGGUUGAUAAAGUGCCCUUUGACAAGUACGAGCUAGAGCCUUCCCCACUCACUCAGUAUAUACUGGAGAGGAAAUCACCGCACACCUGCUGGCAGGUUUUUGUGUGUAAUAGUGCUAAAUAUGGGGAACUCGGGCAGCCGUUUGGCUAUCUAAAGGCCAGCACAGCUCUCACCUGUGUCAACCUGUUCGUCAUGCCCUAUAACUACCCUGUGGUGCUGCCUUUGCUUGAUGACUUGAUUACUGUGCAUAAGUUCAAGCCUCCAGCGAAGUGGCGACAGUCUUUUGAAAACUAUCUUAAAACAAUGCCGCCCUACUACAUCACUGCCCUGCGGAAGGCACUAAGAAUGAUGGGAGCUCCAAACCUGUUGGCUGACAACAUGGAGUACGGCCUCAGCUAUAGUGUUGUGUCCUAUCUCAAAAAGCUCAGUCAGCAGACGAAGGUCGAGGCAGACAGAGUUUGUGCGUCAGUAGGGAAAAAGACUGUACCAGAAGGUGGGAUUAAACUUCGCUGCAGAAGCUCCGCCCUCUCUCUGGCACACAGGAAGGAUUUCACACAACUGCUGCAUAGUAUCAUGGGAGAUGGGCCAGCUCUGCCAAUGGAGGCAAACACCAAGGAGUUUGCUGGCUUUCAACUAGCUGCUCUGAAUAAAGGAACUGUUCAGCAAAUGAUCCAUGGUCAGUUCUUGCCAAUUCAGAUCCCUCAUCUUUGCCAUUAUCCUCUGACAACACAGGCAUUAAAACCACAAGGAUUGCGGAACCCCUAUGAUAUCCCAAGGGCUCAUCUGCUGGACCAGCUGAGUCGCAUGAGGCGGAACCUUCUGCACGCUAGCAUCUGCAUUCUAAAAGGACAAGAUCAAGAUCAGCUUCACAGUGUGCCUAUAGCUCAGAUGGGCAACUAUCAGGACUACUUGAAGCAUUGCCCAGCCCCUCUGAGAGAGGCAGACCCCGAUCAGCCUAAACGUCUGCACACCUUUGGUAACCCCUUCAAAUUGGACAAGAAGGCGAUGAUGGUGGACGAGGCAGAUGAAUUUGUUACUGGCACUCAAGGCAAAGGAAAACGUCCUGGAGAGUCCAGCAGUCCUGCUGGGGUAGGGGCCCCCAAACGCAGGCGCUGCAUGUCUCCACUACUUCGGCCGGGACGGGCAUAUACACCUCCCAAAACACCACCCAGAACACCAGAUAAUGAUCACACAGAAUUGGGAAACCACAUCACCAACCAUCUUGAGUCAAACAACAACUUGGACAAGGAGCUGAGUCCUGUGCCAGAGUCUGAACCGAUUCAGCAAAGGAACCACCUUCAGUCAAAUGAGAUUGAGAUCCAGCAGGACGGAGUGCAGGAGAAUGGCCAGUCCAGCGAGAGUGAGCUCUCUCUGGGCAGUGAGGGUGAAGAGGAGGCCCCACGCCGCUACCCUUCACCCUGCCAGCUGAAAAAAAUCAGAAACGAAGAGAGCCAGGAGCUGAACUCUGAACUCCGAGUGCUUAUCACCAAGGAGAUAAGGAAACCUGGAAGACGUUAUGAGAAAAUCUUCUACCUCCUCAAGCAAAUCCAGGGCAGUUUGGAAACACGUCUGAUCUUCCUGCAAAGCAUAAUCAAAGAGGCUGCCAGGUUUAAGAAGAGGGUCUUGAUUGAGCAGCUGGAGAACUUCUUAGAGGAGAUUCACUUAAGAGCCAACAGCAUGAAUCAUCUGGACGGUUUCUGAGCACUCCAUCUGCCCUACUUGAAAGACUCGCGCACAGAUCUGCACUAUUUAUGUAACGUUUUUUGGGACUCGUGUGUCUCCAGUUUUUAUCAGUAUUGAAGCUGAUUUUAUCGAUGAGGACUUGAUGGGUUGUCUCUAAACCUCAGGACUAGGGGGAUAUGGGAAUGUUUCUAUGUCAGAUGGUCAUAAACACGCACUGCUCCUUUUUCUUUUUCUUAGACAUUUUUUUUCCCAUCUAAUUGUGCCAAAGAGAACUGGUUGAAUGGCAUCGGAUUCCACCUCAGCUCAUUUGCAUUUUUGUAUUUCCCCCCACAGUCCCCUGUGACAUUUUGACACGAGGCAUUGAUCACCAAUAUAAACAUGUUUUCCUUUUCAUUUCAUUCAGGAAUAGCACCUCUGCAAACUCACUGCUGCGUUCAGUCUCAGAAAAGAUUAUUUACUAGAAAGUGGUUCUUUGGUUGGAUCUCUCUAAUAAAGAAACUAAAUCAGCAAUAUUCCACACCAAUAAAAAGGCGAGUUACAAAGCAAUUCUUUAAUGUUGGAGGUUUGAGUGACUUUGAGGUUUUAUAAUUAAAUGUAGUCUUGUACACUCCAAAAAUAAUUAUUGAUGAUUAAAAUAUCUCAUCUCAGGAACGAUGAUGGUGCAAAAGAUUUAGCAUUUGGCAGCAGAGGAACAUCUUUCUGAAGUUUUGUUUUCCUGAUACUU
Messenger RNA from Megalobrama amblycephala (Wuchang bream), 3741 nucleotides. It is a transcript of the gene ints6, whose product is annotated as integrator complex subunit 6. The transcript has 18 exons. Bases 390 to 3035 code for a protein of 881 amino acids. The record is from RefSeq and is a predicted model, not a curated record. Gene Ontology annotation, biological process: snRNA 3'-end processing. Lineage: Eukaryota; Metazoa; Chordata; Actinopteri; Cypriniformes; Xenocyprididae. Gene Ontology annotation, cellular component: integrator complex.